Messenger RNA from Ilex paraguariensis (yerba mate), 2873 nucleotides. Lineage: Eukaryota; Viridiplantae; Streptophyta; Magnoliopsida; Aquifoliales; Aquifoliaceae. The record is from the annotation of a GenBank genome assembly.
GCGCAUAUUAGCAAAGAGCUACCUGCUCUCCGUAGUAAGGCUGAGACCCAAAUACACCACACUUGUCGAGUUUCACUCAUUCAUUCACACACAGCUUUUCCGAUCAACUCCUGAUCAAUGGCCAAUGUCGAAGCCGUAGAGCUCGAAGGUAUGCGCAAAGAAGACUCCUCUUGGCACCCUUGCCAGGUCUCUCUCUGCCCUAGGGGAGUUAGUCUUAUUGUAGACUACAAGGACAAUUACUCACAAGAUAUAAUAUUGAAUAAAGAAGAAGCACUUGCACGUCUUCGCUUACGGUCGAUUCCUCUACAAGGUGAUGACUGCUCUCACAUCAACAAAGGGGAGCAAGUUCUUGCCACCUUAAAGCUACAAUCUAAGACUCUCUUCUUUGAUGCCGAGGUAGAAAAGGCAUUGUGGGUACGACACUCAAAGAGAAUACACUGUAGAUGUACUUUUGAGAUCAAAUGGCUUAACCAAAAUCUUGAAGGAGGAACCUUGGUUGUACCAUCUCGUUCAAUCAUGAAACUGGCUACAAAAAGCAUCAAUGUACAUCCAACAAUCUCUGCAUUCCUGAAUACAGCGGAAAACUCUGAUUGCUCCACCCCAUCUUCGUUACUAACUGUCGUUGAAGACAUGGACUUUGAAAUGGAUAUUCACGAAAUGCUGGAAAGACAAAUAGCACAGAUCAGUAACUCAGCUGAUGCUUUCGAGACGGGUGCUCCAAAGGACAUCCUGUUCGGGGUUGAAGCUGAUACCGAAGGACAGAUUGAGUGCGUAGCUGCUGUAUCCAAAGUAAGUGAGCAGCUGUCAAACAUUCAAGUUUAUCCUGGCAAAAAUCAUUUAAACAGGUCUACUUGGAGUGGGAACAAACUGCAUCUGGAGAUGGAAGUCAAAGAUCCACCACCCCCUGUUCCAUCCGCACAAGAGGAGUUUCCUGAAAGCAAGUCCCCUCUCAAUCCUCUUGCUGCUCGUGCAGCGCUUGCUUCACUAAUGUCAAAAGUGCCUCAAAAUCUGGAAUUUUCAACUAAUCAUGAGAAGGAGGAGUUCUCACUCAAAAUACAAGCUGCACCAGUGACGUUUGUUCCAAAAUGUAGUGACAUUGUAAAAUCACUUUUCUCAACCAGAUGUGCUCCAGGAAAGCUUCAUAUUAUGGAACUGUCUUCUGGAGCACUGAUAAAGGAGAGGGAGAAUGAAAAUAAGACCAGACAAAUCGCCAAUAGUGCAGGGUUUUCAUGUUCAACAACUGAAAGCAAGAGACGACAUUCUGCCAAAACAACCAGACAAAGUCGCUUAGCAGUCCAGAAAGGUACUGGAAAUCAGAAUGAUGAUAUUGAGAGGAUGGCCAGUGUUGAAGGGAGGCAGUCAGGGUUUUCAACCAACUCAAAAAGGUUGACUCGUUCAGCAGUUCAGAGAGAAGAUGGAAUUCAGAGUUUUGAAGUCAAGAAAAAAACGGAAGAGAAUACUCCAGCAAGAAAUCCCGAGCCAGAUUUGUCUGACCAAAACAUGACGCACCAUGGAAGUUACAUAUUGAAGGACAAGAAAAUUUGUGUGCCGCCACUCAAUGAUGAGAUUGACUUGCUCCCUGCUGAGGAAAGGAAAAAUUCAACAGAAAAGGAGGGUAGGAAUAAGAAGCAUGAUAUUGAGAGGAAGACCAGUGUCAAAGAGAGAGAGAAUUUAAACAAAAGAAAGCUAACUCAUUCACCAGUUCAUGAUCAUGAGGAAAGAGGAAAUAAAAGUAAGAAAGCUACACGGGGUAUACUGGGAACAAAGAAACCACCAACUACACCACUCAAUACUGAGAUUAAUUUACCUGUAAAGGAGGAAAUGCAUAAGAAGAGGAAGAUGUCUACCACUGUCAACAUCACUCAAAACACUGAAGCCUUGGUUACAGCAUAUGCUAUUGGGUGUUAUCUAUCCAUUGGUUUGUUCCCAUCAAUUAUGGGUUCGCUUUCAUCCAAUACUUUGCCAAUUCUCAGGUCUCUUGGAGGCUCUCGUCUCCGCUUUCUUUUUGCACUCCCUAUCAUUGUGACAAGAUACUCUGUAUAUUCAACAACUGCUGAAUAUUUUUCUGUGAUGAUUUUUCUUGUGUUCAGUUUCGUCUGAUUCAAGGAUAGUCUUCGGUAUAGUAAGAGCAGUUCUAGAACGACUCUUUAUCAAUCAUGAAAUUAUCUUCUCCUCUUUGCAUGAACAUUGAUAUGAUUUUGCAGGCAAUGAUCCCAGCAGUGGUGGAAGUAGUCAGGCCCCGAGGAGGAAGUCUACUAGUUCUAAGAAGCAGGAGUUACGGUUUUCUCCACGGCUUAGGUUUCUCCCUCGGACUCGCUCCCAGGCCAAGUCUUAAACAGGCAAGAAUGGGAGACCUGGUACGAGUUCUGACAUUUUUCAUUGUGAUGCUAUUCCUGGAGAUGUUAUAGAGCACGUCUUAGGCGUCUAUUCUGUAGAUGCUCCUAUGCAAGAGGAUUAAACUUGAGGCUAAAUAUAAAACUCUGUUGGCUGGGCUUAAAUUCGUUUUAGUAAUGCCAUGGCCAGCAUAACUAUACAUGAAGUUACGAGCGGUACCUUUUGAAGCAGUUUUUUUUGUCAGACGAAGCCUUGCUGUUAUUUUAAGUAGUAAACUGAAAGGUAAGGGUGUCAUAGCGUCUAGAAAAUCAAUCUACAACCUAGCAUAUUGUGGUAGUUAGGGGACAAAAUGGAUCAAACGGAGCACAGUACUAGACUGUUCAAGCUCAACAUAGUCAUUUGUGAAGAGUUUUGAGAUUGACUCGGGAUUGUAACGAAUUUAAUUUUCAUCCAAACUCAGGCUCGGUUCUUCAGAAGACCAAAGAGCCAAACAAUUUUGCUCAGGCCCUAUUCUUUUUCUUAAAAGAGUUUUAAAAUGG